Messenger RNA from Geosmithia morbida, 1224 nucleotides. RefSeq names its product queuine tRNA-ribosyltransferase. NCBI's taxonomy places the organism in Eukaryota, Fungi, Ascomycota, Sordariomycetes, Hypocreales, Bionectriaceae. Gene Ontology annotation, cellular component: cytosol. Bases 1 to 1224 code for a protein of 407 amino acids. The transcript has 3 exons. Gene Ontology annotation, molecular function: tRNA-guanosine(34) queuine transglycosylase activity. The record is from RefSeq and is a predicted model, not a curated record.
AUGAUGGCAUCCAACAUUUACCAAUCUCCAGCACUCACAUUUGAAUUGGUAGCACGAUGCUCUACUACACGUGCUCGGGCUUCAAUACUGUCUCUGCCUCAUGGUCCCGUACAGCUGCCUUUAUUCAUGCCUGUAGCUACCCAAGCUUCCCUCAAAGGCAUCACGUCCGAGCAGCUUGAGGAUACAAACUGCAGGCUAUGCCUCAACAACACGUACCAUCUUGGCCUAAAGCCUGGAAAGGAUGUUCUCGACGCUAUAGGAGGAGCCCACAAGCUUCAGGGAUGGAGCCAUAACAUCCUCACAGACAGUGGCGGUUUCCAAAUGGUUAGCCUUCUUCAACUGGCGACUAUUACGGAGGAGGGAGUUCGAUUUCUGAGCCCUCACGAUGGAUCGCCCAUGCUGCUGACACCAGAGCAUUCGAUGGAGCUCCAGAACUCUAUUGGUAGCGACAUCAUGAUGCAACUAGACGACGUGCUGGUCACGACAUCCCCGGACCAUGAGCGGAUGCGGUUAGCCAUGGAGAGGUCAGUGCGUUGGUUGGACCGGUGCAUCGCCGCCCACAAGAACCCGCAUCGCCAGAACCUCUUCUGCAUUAUCCAGGGAGGACUGGACCUGGAGAUGCGUCGAGAAUGCUGUCGCGAGAUGGUAGCCCGCGAUACCCCCGGCAUUGCCAUCGGCGGACUCAGUGGAGGUGAGGCCAAGCACGAUUUUUGCCGCGUCGUGUCGACAUGUACGGCCAUGUUGCCGGAACUUAAGCCCCGAUAUGUCAUGGGUGUCGGCUUCCCAGAGGAUCUUGUAGUCAGCGUCGCUCUGGGCGCUGACAUGUUUGACUGCGUGUGGCCGACGAGAACGGCUCGCUUUGGCGCCGCUGUCACAAGAUACGGUGUGCUCAAUAUACGCAAUGCCAAGUUUGCCAACGACUUUGGCCCUAUUGAGGAGGGCUGUGGGUGUGCAUGCUGCCGGCCCGUGAGCGGUGGAGGCAUGGGCAUCACCAAGGCCUUUGUCCAUCACAACUCAGCCAAGGAGACGUCUGCUGCCCACCUGCUGACAAUCCAUAACGUGUGGUAUCAACUGAACCUGAUGCGCGAGGUGCGUGAGUCUAUCGUUGCCGACACAUUCCCCACUUACGUCAAGACAUUCUUCAACAACCUGUACCCUGAUGGGAACUACCCCGAUUGGGCAGCGGAGGCGUUGAGGACGGUCAAUGUAGACUUGGCCAAGUGA